Messenger RNA from Capsella rubella, 5499 nucleotides. RefSeq lists its product as uncharacterized. Lineage: Eukaryota; Viridiplantae; Streptophyta; Magnoliopsida; Brassicales; Brassicaceae. The record is from RefSeq and is a predicted model, not a curated record. Gene Ontology annotation, molecular function: nucleic acid binding; RNA-DNA hybrid ribonuclease activity.
AUGUCGAUGGGCGAAAAAGAUGCGACGAUGAUCGAUGUUGGAGAAAGGAAUCCGCCACCGGGGGAGCCACCAGAUCGGAGAAUGACGUUCGCGGAAAAAGUAACUAGGGGUAAUGCUGGAGGUCGGUUGAUACCGGAAGAGCUGUUUGGCGAAGCUUUUGUCGCAGAGAAAUGCAGACUGGAGUUCCCGGAAGGUGAAGAGGGGGAAGCAGUGGUUACGAUUGGGGAUGAGGUCUUACGGGUCAUGAAUACUUUGUGGCAACGGUGUAUUAUAGUGAAAGUGCUGAGUAGAACAGUGACCCUCCCGGUGUUGAGCAAGCGUCUGAGGGAGAUGUGGAUGCCGAAAGGGGCCAUGUACGUGAUUGAUUUACCACGGAGGUUUUUUAUGAUCCGCUUCGAGUUGGAGGAGGAAUAUUUGGCGGCGCUAACAGGGGGUCCAUGGAGAGUUUUUGGAAGUAUCUUGAUGGUGCAAGCUUGGACCCCGGAGUUUGAUCCUCUUGUCGACGAGAUUGUCACGACCCCGUUUUGGAUUCGUCUAACUAAUAUCCCGGUGAACUUGUAUCACAAGGAUAUUUUGUUUUUGAUAGCUCGUGGUUUAGGGAAUCCUCUCAAGGUGGAUCUUACAACACUGAAUUUUGAGAGGGCCAGAUUCGCUCGGAUAUGUGUGGAAGUGAACUUGGCUAAGCCGUUGAAAGGGACAAUCAUGAUUAAUGGUGGAAGGUAUUUUGUGUCUUAUGAAGGUCUCACGAAUAUAUGCUCUCGUUGUGGUCUGUAUGGACAUCCGGUGCAUGCUUGUCCUCGUGGGAUAAAUGAUAAGGAGACUGCUGCUAAUGCGAGAGAUGUUCAAUGCGGAUCAGAGGCAGUUGUUGAAGGUGUGGAUGGUUUUAUUCCGGUGAGGAGACAAGGUCGGAAAGCUCCGUCAUCGUCAACACAAGAUCUGGUGGAAGCGAUUAACGUGGGACAAGAAAGGAAAAUAAACCUUAAUGAGGCUCCAAGUGUUAAGGAAAGUGCGCAGAUUCCUAUUUCAAACUCUUUUGGUAUGUUGGAAGAUCAGAAUAUGUCAACUGAAUCAAGACCCGUUGCGUGUGUUACGGGAGAUAAUAAGGAGAAUGAAUAUCCCGUUAAGUUUUCAAGUAAGGAAAAGCAUAUGGGCCACGUUAGAAUGGGCCCGCGACGUGAAACGGGGGAGAAGGGUCCGUUAAGUAACAAAGAGGCUGGUAAAAAUCGAAAGGCUGGAGUUUUUAAAACGGGAGAAACUACUGGGCCUAAAUACACGCAGCUGAAGCCCACUCGGGGUCUUGUUUUUGGUCCGACAAGGGGAGAGGUGGAAUUGUCUGCUUCGGGGAAGAGGAUGACAGUGGAAUCGACAAUGGUUGGGAGAGCAGGCGGGAUCGUGCUGUCGGGAAGAAAUGAGGAAUCAUCGGUCCCAUUGCGCGAGAUGGUGGUUAACGGCGGCGAUACGGUCAAUUCAAGCGAGAGGGGCCAGCUGGUGGUGCAUAAUGGUUCGCCGCCGCCUGCGGCGGAUACAGUGUCGGCAAGAUCCAUUAGAUACAUCUUGAAGAGGAACCCUUCGGAUGUGUUGGCUGUUUUGGAGACGCAUGCCGGAGGAGACAGAGCUCGUCGUAUCUGUCACGGUUUGGGUUUUGACAACUCGUUUAGAGUGGACGUGGAAGGGCAGAGUGGGGGUAUAUGGUUGCUUUGGAGGUCUAAUGUGGGUGAUUUGGAGAUUGUGGAGUCUUCGGCUCAGUUUAUCCACGCGAAAGUGAAACAGGGGUUGGAGAGUGUUCAUUUAGUGGUUGUCUAUGCAGCUCCUACUGUCAGUAGAAGAAGUGGUUUGUGGGGGGCUUUGAAGACUCUGGUGCAAGGUAUCAAUGGUCCCUUGGUGAUCGGGGGUGAUUUCAAUACAAUAAUUCGUGUGGAUGAGAGGACAGGGGGAAAUGGUCAACUGUCACCUGACUCUUUGGCGUUUGGUGAUUGGAUCAACGAGCUGGAGUUGAUUGAUAUGGGUUUCCAGGGGAAUCAAUUCACAUGGCGUCGAGGUAGAGUUCAGCAGAAUUUCAUCGCGAAGCGUCUGGAUCGUGUUUUGUGUUGUGCUCACUCACGAUUGAAAUGGCAGGAAGCAAAGGUCUCUCAUUUGCCGUUUCUCUCUUCGGAUCACGCUCCUCUUUAUGUGCAAUUAUCUCCAGCAGUGAAAGAUGGGCUGCGUAUGACUUUGAAGAAGUGGAAUAGGGAAGUAUUUGGGGAUAUUCAGAGAAGGAAGGACUCGUUGGUGGAGGAGAUCAAACUAAUUCAGGAUUGUCUUGAUGUAAACCAAACAGACGAGCUGCUGGAGAAAGAAGCAGGUUUGAUUAAAGAGCUUGAUGUGGUCCUUGAGCAGGAGGAGGUGUUAUGGUUCCAGAAGGCUCGGGAGAAAUGGGUGGCUUUAGGUGACCGUAAAACGAAAUUCUUCCAUACGUCAACCAUAAUAAGGAGAAGACACAAUAGAAUUGAAGCUUUGAAGAAUGACGAAGGUGGAUGGGUUUCUGAUCCACCUGAGUUGGAAGCUGCGCUCUCUUAUUACAAGAGGCUGUACUCGCUUGACGAUGUUGAGAGAGUGGUGGAGGGUCUCUCUGGAGUUGGUUUUGAGCGACUGACUAGAAAUGAGUUAGCAGACCUAAAUAAGUCGUUUACUGCUAAUGAGAUUGAGGUCUCGGUUAGAAGUAUGGGUAAGUAUAAGGCACCAGGGCCUGAUGGUUUUCAACCGGUUUUUUAUCAACAUUGUUGGGAAGUGGUGGGUUCUUCGGUGGUCCGGUUCGUGUUGGAUUUUUUUGAAACAGGGUAUCUCCCACAGUCCAUGAAUGAUGCCUUGCUCGUGCUUAUACCUAAGGUUUUGAAACCAGAACGGAUUAUGCAGUUCAGACCCAUUAGUCUCUGUAAUGUGUUGUUUAAAACAAUUACAAAGACUAUGGUGGUUCGUCUCAAGGGGGUGAUAUCCAAACUGAUUGGGCCAGCUCAGGCAAGUUUCAUUCCGGGGCGGUUGAGCACUGACAAUAUUGUUAUUGUUCAAGAAGCAGUUCAUUCGAUGAGGCGUAAGAAAGGUUGGAAGGGGUGGAUGCUUCUUAAGCUUGACCUUGAAAAAGCUUAUGAUCGCAUCCGCUGGGAUUUCUUAGAAGAUACCCUCAAGGGGGCCGGGCUGCCGGAGCAAUGGGUUAAUUGGAUUCUGACGUGUGUUACGGGUCCAGCUAUGAAUCUUCUUUGGAAUGGGGAAAAGACGGAAUCCUUCAGUCCUGAGCGGGGUUUGCGUCAAGGAGACCCGUUAUCCCCUUAUUUAUUUGUGCUCUGUUUGGAAAGGCUUUGUCAUCAGAUAGAGCAUGCUGUUGCUGGUAAGGAGUGGAAACCGAUUUCCUUAUCUCGUGGAGGGCCAAAGAUCUCUCAUGUUUGCUUUGCGGAUGAUCUCAUUUUGUUUGCAGAAGCAUCCGUGGAUCAGAUUAGAGUGAUCCGGCAGGUUCUUGAAAGAUUUUGUGCUGCUUCGGGUCAGAAAGUGAGCCUCGAUAAGUCCAUUAUCUAUUUUUCCGAAAAUGUGCACCGUGAUUUGGCUAAGUUGAUAAGUGAUGAGAGCGGGAUCAAAGCUACUAAAGACUUGGGGAAGUAUUUGGGAAUGCCUAUUUUGCAGAAACGAAUUAACAAGAAUACCUUUGGGGAGGUAGUGGAGCGAGUCACUAAGCGUCUUGCGGGUUGGAAAGGUCGUUUCCUGAGUAUGGCAGGACGGUUAACGUUAACGAAAGCUGUUCUUUUGUCUAUCCCGGUUCAUACAAUGAGCAUUAUUUGUUUGCCUAAGGCCACUUUGGAUCGUCUGGAAAGGUUAUCUCGGGACUUCUUAUGGGGCAGUAGUGAAGAAAAGAGGAAACAGCACUUGGUUGCGUGGGAUAAGGUCUGUUUACCUAAGACGGAGGGUGGCUUGGGUAUUCGUAAAACCCGUGAAAUAAAUGUAGCUUUGGUAGCUAAAGUAGGGUGGCGGCUGCUGGGGGAUAAGACUAGUCUUUGGGCUCAAGUUUUGAGAAGUAAAUACAAAGUUGGGGAGGUUCAUGACCAAAGAUGGAUGGUGAAAAAGGGGAAUUGGUCAUCCACUUGGCGUAGUGUGAUGGUCGGGAUUAAAGAGGUUGUGCUACCGGGGUCUAGUUGGGUGAUUGGGGACGGUAGAAGUAUACGGUUUUGGACUGAUAAGUGGGUAAAUAACACCUCUCUAGUGGACAUGGCCCUUGUUGAUCUCCCCCAAGGAUACGCGGAGGUGAAAGCUCGUGAUAUGUGGAGAGAUGGGAGUGGUUGGGACUUCGCGAAUAUAGGGACUUAUGUUUCCGAGCUGACAGCCUUAAGGUUAAAAUCUGUGGUGAUUGAUGAUGUUACAGGUGCGAAGGAUAGGUUAUCUUGGGGAGCAGGUCUGGAUGGGGAGUUUACGGUUUCUUCAGCCUAUGCCACUCUUACCCAUAAUGGCUUACCUAGACAGAGGUUGGAGAGAUUUUUUGAGCGGAUUUGGAGGGCGCUGAUCCCUGAGAGGACUAGGUUGUUCCUUUGGCUGGUUGUUAAUCGAGCGCUUAUGACGAACGUGGAACGGCACCGUAGACACUUGUCUGAUACAAGUGUUUGUUCUGUUUGUAGAUCCGGGGAGGAGACUAUUCUCCACAUCCUAAGGGACUGUCCAGCCAUGGCUGGUUUGUGGGAGCGCUUGGUCCCUCGUGGGAAGGUGCGGACUUUCUUCUCCUUAUCUCUUUUCGAAUGGGUGUAUGAGAACUUAAGUGAUACGAGGGAGAGUGAGGGGAGUAAAUGGGCCACUGUUUAUGCGUUGGCUGUGUGGUGGGGCUGGAAAUGGAGAUGUGGGAAUGUUUUUGGUUCAGAUUUGAGGUGCAGAGAUCGCGUUAAGUUUAUUAAAGAUGCUGCACGGGAAGUAACAAUGGCUCAUGCUGUGGUGCGAGGUAUACCAGACACUAGGGUCCGAACUGAAAGGCUGAUAAAAUGGGCAUGUCAUAGUGAUGGUUGGGUUAAAUUAAACACAGAUGGUGCUUCACGGGGUCAUCUUGGUUAUGCUACAGCAGGCGGAGUCUUAAGGGAUAGUGCAGGUAGUUGGUGCAGUGGGUUUGCGGUGAAUAUUGGGGUAGGAUCCGCACCUUUGGCAGAGUUAUGGGGGGUGUAUUAUGGUCUCUACAUGGCGUGGGAGCGUCGGGUUACACGAGUAGAGCUUGAAGUGGAUUCGAAGGUGGUGGUCGGGUUUCUCACGACAGGGAUUAGUGAUGCUCAUCCGCUGUCGUUCCUAGUACGUUUGUGCUAUGGCUUCUUAUCAAAGGACUGGAUUGUCCGUAUCUCUCACGUGUAUAGGGAAGCUAACCGUCUUGCCGAUGGGUUAGCAAACUAUGCAUUUUCUUUACCUUUAGGUUUUUAUUGUUUUAAUGUUAUUCCGCCGGAUGUGGCGUCGAUUUUGCGAGAGGAUAUUGUUGGUUCGCCUCGGCCGAGAAACGUUUAUGUAUAA